Molossus molossus (Pallas's mastiff bat) is the source of this 3950-nucleotide messenger RNA. It is a transcript of the gene CEP68, whose product is annotated as centrosomal protein 68. NCBI's taxonomy places the organism in Eukaryota, Metazoa, Chordata, Mammalia, Chiroptera, Molossidae. The transcript is spliced from 8 exons. The record is from RefSeq and is a predicted model, not a curated record. The coding region runs from base 276 to 2558 and encodes 760 amino acids.
CCGCGGUUUGCACCUGGGACCCCCCGCCUCGGGGCUGCUGCAUGGGGCUGCUGGGGCGGCGGACGCUGCCGCAGGCCUGGUUGGGGCGUCGGAAGGGUUCGAGACGCGAUGUUGUGUUUUAUACAAAUUGAAGGCAAGACCCUUCAAGCAAAAGGAUUACAAACUUGCUUUAUUGCCAUAUUCAUUUUAUUGCUGUCACCUGGAACUGAACCUACACUAGCUCAAGUUUAUAGGAAGCUGAGGACUUAAGGAAAUUCGGACUUAGGGGCGUGUCAAUGGCCCUGGGAGAAGAAAAGGCAGAGGUGGAGGCAUCCACGAACACAAAGGCCCCAUCCUGUGGGAGGUGGAGCUGCAGGGAGCAGGAGGUGGACACCUCAGGGCCUGUGAGUGAGGAGCAGCCACCAUGCCUGGAAGUUGAAGGAGGGCCUGCCUCCCCUGUGUUGGGGGCAGAGGGCCUUCCUGCCCCUGCCUGCCACCCCUCUGGAGCCUGCCAGUCAUGGUCCAGCAACACCAGCAGGGAGCCGGUAGCUGGUACAUCUCAGCCUGCUCUCAGUUGCCUGCUUCCUCCUGCCAGUGUGGGGACUGGAGAUCUGCAUUCUGUGGAAAGCCAGAUGGAAGACACCAGGCUUUCUCUGUCAGAGGAACUACCUCAGACUGUCACUGUUCCCAGAGCCACAGCUCUUUGCUCAGGACAUGAUGCUGAUACCGAAGAUGAGCCAUCCCCAGUUGAGUCUCCGCGGGUGCUGGACCUCAGCCAACAGCGUCACAUCUCAGGUUUCCCUUUCUCGUCAAAGUGGAGGUCCAUGGGGAGCCCAGGUGCCACUGCUCCUCCAUUUUCCGGCUGCAGUGUCUCUGCCUCAUCCCCUGGCAGCAGUUUCCAGAGUCACCAAGAGAAGGUGGAGCCUUCAAGUUGCUCUCUUGCCAAGGUCUCAUCCUCCCUGGAGCUGGUCGGCCCCCAGUCGGCCCCCUCUGUGGUGGGACCUGGGCCUCAGCUCCAGUGGUCUCCACAGCCUGUGUCCUCUGGGGGUGAUGCUCCUGGGCUGGGCAGGAGGCGCCUCUCCUUCCAAGCUGAGUACUGGGCCUGUGUGUUGCCAGAUUCCCUGCCACCGUCCCCUGACCGCCACUCCCCGCUGUGGAACCCGAAUAAAGAGUACGAAGACCUGCUGGACUAUACUUACCCACUUAGGCCCAGGCCUCGGCUCCCAAAGCACCUUGACAGCCAGGUGUUGGCUGACCCUGUCCUGCAGGACUCAGGUAUAGACCUGGAUAGUUUUUCUGUCUCCCCAGCAAGCACGCUAAAGUCACCCACUAAUGUUUCCCACAGUUGCCCACCAGCAGAGGCCACUGCCCUGCCAUUCUCCGGGCCCAUAGAGCCAAGCCUUAAACGGUGGCACUCUGGAGUACCCCAGGAGCAGGGCAGUGUGGGGUUGGCCUCUUGUAGCCAGCUCAUAUCUACUCCCAGGGCCAAAGGCAGUAAAGACACCCCUUGGGAAAGUAGAGAGCCACCCUUGAGGGACGUGAAGGACUGGCGGCCUGUGGGCAAGCACCUCGAGGUAGGCCCUCCCCAGCUGAGGACAUGGGACAGAGGAUGGUCCUCAUCCGGGCCAGAAAGAGAGAAGUGGGCAAGCCAAGGCAGCCAGCGCCCUGCCUGCAUGGAGUCUGGGUGGAAACCAGAAGAAGAGUUGGAAAGUGACGAUGAGUACCUUGCCCUGCCCACUCGGCUAACGCAAGUUUCUAGCUUGGCUUCAUACCUAGGUUCCAUUCCCACUUUGGUGACCCUGCCUGCUGGGGCUGCUGAAGGGCAGAGCUCCGUGGAUGUGUCAGACAGUGAUGUGCCCACUUCACUCCCGUCGGACUCUAGCCAAAGCCAGCUUCCAUCUGGAGCUGCCCUCAGAAGGUCUGGGGGGCUUGAGAGGCAGAACCAUUGUUUGCUACGCUCCUUUCUCUGUGCAAGGGACUCUGCAGGGGACGGCAGUCUGGGGAGCAACCAGGCACUGGGGGUCUCCUCUGGACCUCUGAGAACACGCUCCUCUUUGCCAGUUAUUUUGGACCAGCAGGCAUUCUCGGACCCAGAUCCCAAAGGGCAGCCUCUUGGGAGAGGAAGAGAGCAGGGAAAAGAAUCACUCGUGCAGUGUGUGAAGACAUUUUGCUGUCAGCUAGACGAGCUGAUCCACUGGCUGUAUAACAUAGCAGAUGUUACCGACCACUUGACUCCACCCAAGUCCAGCCUUACAGGUCUCAAGUCUUCUCUGCAGCUUUACCGGCAAUUUAAGAAAGAUAUAGAUGAACACCAGUCCUUGGCGGAGAAUGUCUUACAGAAAGGGGAGAUUCUUCUUCAGUGCCUGUUGGAUAACACCCCAGUGUUAAAGGAUGUCCUCAGGAGGAUCUCAAAGCAGCCCAGCGAGCUGGAGAGCCACGCAGAUCACCUGUAUGACUCUAUCUUAGCCUCUGUGGACAUGUUGGCUGGUUGCACCCUCAUCCCUGACAACAUACCAAUGGCACCUCGGAGUGUUGACAUGACUGGGAUUAGCCUGGCAUCUUCUCAGGCAGACAUGUAAUCUGUCUCCUAAAACCUGGCUGGUGGGAAACUUGCAGGAAGUCCUAGUAAGAGCCAUUUAACAUUAAUUCAAGGGGGAAACUUAACCCUAAUGUACUAGCUUUAAACUGUCUUUCUCUUCCUUGAGUAAGGGACUAUUCAGUUACUAUUUUUAUUUAAAAUGAGUAAUUCCAAAUUAAGGUGUUCUUUUGGUGCUUCUCUGCAAAGAGCAUGUGGCUUUGCAGUCUUUGAUAAAAUAAUGUUAAUGGGCUUACAGGUCUUUCCUCCCCCUCUAUUCAGUUAAAAAGAGCAGGCAGAGCACCUAACCUAGUCCACGUGCUGGGAUCAUGUAAAGAAAGCUGGUAUGAGAAAGAAGGUGCCAAACAUUCAGUACUAUACUCUCAGGUGUACAAGAGGACAGUAAGAGACUAGAAGAGUGAAUGGUUAGCCAGGAACUUGGGUCUUUUCUAAAAUGAAGCUUAGGUUUAUAAAUCCCACUUUGAAGAUUUUAGAAGAGAUUUUAACUCUCCAAAUUCAUACAAAAUUCUGAACCAGUAGAACCUCUACAAAUUAGUUUGGGCUGUUAGGGCACCUUUUAUCAUCUUCGUGGAGCCAACUGCCUGCCUAACUAAUAACUUAAAGAAAAUGUGUCAGGGACUUCAGGAACUGCCAUUGAGCUUCAGCAAGGCUAUGAACUAAUGAUCCACCUUAAGGGUACCUACUCUCCUGUAGAAGAGUAGUCCAAGGUCAGGGAAGGGCACAGUUGUAUCACACAGCCUGGUUAACUACAGAAACUAAGGCUAUCAAUAGUGAAGGAAAAGGAAAUUUUUGUUGUUUGGGAGUCAACACUUAAGUACUUUGAUAGAAAUAAAUCUGCCGAUUAACCAUUUAAAGCAUCAAUUCUAUAGCUUUUUAAAGCAAAAUGAUCACCUGUGCUGGUAACCACAGAUUAUGCCAAAACAAAAAUUACUUUGUUUUUUCUUUGCCAUGAAGGAACAAAGUACAUUUCCCCUCAUAUAUUUUUAGUAUUAUAGUGGGCUAAAACUUAAGGAAAGGGUUCUUCAUAUAUAUGAGAUAAGCACUUAAAGAUCUUUUUCAAACUCCUUCCAUAUUCUCAUUUGAGGAAAGUGCUUUAAAAGGAAGAUCUUUUAAAUAUGUUUAUAAAGAUUGAACAAGUCAUCCCGAACCAAAAGGUGAUGUUGGAAUAAUUACUCUCAUAAGCAGACUUUUGAUAUCCUCUCAGAACAAAACAAACAUUUAAUACCAAAUUACUUUAAAUGAAGUUUAGGACUUUUGUUUUAGGGGUUGAGCCACAUAAUCUAUCUAUCUUUUUUUUAUCCUCACCCGAGGACAUUUUUCCAUUUUUUGUUCAGAUAGAGUGGGAGGGGGAGAGAGAGAGAAACAUUGAUGUGAA